GAGCAUUUGUUUGUCUUACAUAGGUUGACCCUGGUUACAUAAGUGGUUAUGGCUUAUCCCAGUAACUGACCUUUUGACCGCAUAUAUAAGUUGUAUGUAUAAUAUUGUCUCUGCUCGGAGAAAUCAUGUCGUACACCAUCCCGGCGUGGCGAACAACCACCAAAGUGGGCAGUGGAAGAAACGGUAGCACAUCGAAUACACGGGCAGAAAGUAAAAGCACUAGUAGCACGAGGAAUAGAACAAGGAUGGAGGGUACAACGACGAAUGCGGACGAAUCUCAAGCUAGUGGGAGAGCUCAGAAAGAUGCUACGUCAACUGCUGCAGAUGUUUCAAAGGGCGGGAGUAGUGGAAUUAAAAAAAUAAGCGUGUACAGUAAGCCACGACAAGAUGCGGAGAUAGAGCUGGUACCAUUUCCGGAUCUGUUUGACCUAUUUGCAGCCUACGAUCAGAUCUAUUUCAAUGGAAUGUUGACUGCGUCCGGUAUGGUGUUUGCGGUGCGUGAACAAGAAAAGAAAGCAGCCGACGAGAAAGGAGGGGUAAAAAAACAGAGUCAAAAUAAGAAACCCAAACCCGAGAUCACCCUAGAUCCUCGGCAAACCGAAUUGGAUUUCAAACCGAAAUCAGCUACAAAACACGACACCAAAAGUGCAUCUUUUACUACCAAAAGCACUGAUGGCCGCAACAGCAAUACACAUGCGCACAAUGAGAUAACAGUCGGUACUAAACAACGCGACCCACUUGUAUAUAUUAAGGAGGGCGGAGAUAGAAUCAAAAAAGAUACACACAACGUAGCCAUCCGGCAGGGGAAGGCAAAUGAUGUGAGGGACGGUAUCACAUACCUUGGUACCAGUACGGGCCCGAGGACUCUGGGGGCAGAUAAUUAUUUAGGUAGACGUAAGGGUGCUAGGACAGACAAGGGGGUAGAUAAAGUGGCAGGGAUAACUUUGGGUAUAAGUAGCGGAGGUAGGAUUAGUUCAGGCAGAGGUAAAGUGGCUGACAUGGGGUUGAGUUUAGCUAAGGACACCCACCGGAGGGAUACGCAGGCAGGUAUUAAGGGGGUACCAGGCAGGAAGGUGGUGGAAAUAAUCAACCUGGACAGCAGUGACGAUGAAUGUGUGAGCUCUUGGCGGGGGGCAACUGAACGGCACACCGCAAUGCCUGAGCCACACACCACACACACAGGCACUACAAAUACAAACACCUCUACCAUGGAUAGAACAUCACAGCGACCAAUUGAAGAUAUAAAUUCGUUCACUGAGCAUAACGUGAACGGGACAAGUGUAUUUCCGAACUCUGUUCCAGCGUCAGAAAAAAAACCUGCCAAGGCCGUCAAGACGUCUUGGGGUACAGGGUUUGUCUUGGGAAAGUGCGAGGAGCUACAGAAGACGAGUUUUGGCUGUGACAAAGCGUGGGUCAAUCUUAGUGGAAGGGUAAAAAACAUGGCAGGGAUAUGCAUAGACAACAAUGAAACAGCAGAGAGUUCCUCGAAAAGUGAUGGAACGGUAGACAGGAGCACAACUUCCAAGGGCAUGAAAUCAAUAGACAGGAAUACUAAGGACAGCACACUUGUGGGUAUUAAUUACGAGUCGCGCCACACCAAGGGUACUUGCACACACGCCCGACACACAACUGUGGGUAGUGUCAGCUGCAAUAAUUUAAACGACACAUCUCGGUUUAGUGGUGUUGACAAAACGACGAAGUUGAGUAGCCAAGUCGAUGUAGGCGGCGAGGGAAACGUUAGCGAUCAGAGCUCUGUAGACAGUAGGUUUCCAGCUGACAGUACGGCUCAUACAAACAGACAGACUGAUAUCAAUGGUAUCGCACACGUAGGAAGUAAAGCACAUACACACUGUAAGGCUAAUUUAACUGUACCCGAAUUGUGGGGUGUGAAAGUACCGAAUAAUGUGAAUGAAGCUACGACGAGACGGUCUGAGGAACUAGUGAUGAGCGUUGCCAUGGUGACGCGAGCGAGAGCGGCGGAGUUAUUGGCGGAGUGCGAUGGGAGUGCAGAAAAAGCUAUUGAUCGACAUUACUCUUGAGUAAAUUGUCUCUUAAUUUCUGAUCAGACGAACAUAGUUGCUAGCAUACAUCGAUGUCGAUGUAUGAUUAAACAUAUAUGUAU
Sphaeroforma arctica JP610 is the source of this 2122-nucleotide messenger RNA. RefSeq lists its product as hypothetical. The transcript is spliced from 2 exons. Bases 126 to 2039 code for a protein of 637 amino acids. Lineage: Eukaryota; Ichthyosporea; Ichthyophonida. The record is from RefSeq and is a predicted model, not a curated record.